This is a messenger RNA of Rana temporaria (common frog), 3282 nucleotides long. RefSeq names its product inner centromere protein (gene INCENP). The record is from RefSeq and is a predicted model, not a curated record. Gene Ontology annotation, biological process: mitotic cytokinesis; metaphase chromosome alignment; meiotic spindle midzone assembly. NCBI's taxonomy places the organism in Eukaryota, Metazoa, Chordata, Amphibia, Anura, Ranidae. The transcript is spliced from 19 exons. The coding region runs from base 157 to 2853 and encodes 898 amino acids. Gene Ontology annotation, molecular function: protein serine/threonine kinase activator activity. Gene Ontology annotation, cellular component: midbody; meiotic spindle midzone; nucleus.
CGUCGCGCCGUCUGGCUUGCAGCCGUUUGGAUUUGAACUAUUUGAACGGUUUGAGCGGGAGAGGAAAGAGCUCCUGUGACGGGGGAGCCAUAGUUAUAGAAUAACAACACCGGGGACACGGAAACUCGGGAGACCGGGACCCGGACAGGUAGCAACAUGAAUGAGUCAGAAAGCCUUUCCAAUCUUCUGCAAGUAUGUGCCCGCAAAACAGAAGAUUUUGUGCGGCAUCUGGACAGCAAGCACAUGGUAUGGCUGAUGGAGAUAGAGGAGGCAGCCAGGAAGAUGUUCAGCAAUGACUUCACUGCUGAGCCAGAACUGAUGCCAAAGACACCGUCUCAGAAGAGACGCAGAAAGAAAAGAAUCUCUAUUGUGCCAGAUGAAAAUAGGGACCCGAGUGGGCGCAGGAUUUCCAGGAGACUAAGUAGUGUCAGCUGGAGCUCAUCUGUGCGCAGGCUCUCCGCCAAACAAAUUAGUAAGCCACUUAAUGAAUCUAUUCAGGAAGAUGCUGACCAGCCCAAGAGAAUGACACGGGCACGUAAACAAGCCAGCACAGCAUGCAUGCCAGUAUUGGAGAAACCACUGCAAGAUCUUGCUAAUGCAUCCAAUGAUCGCAUGUUGCAGGUGAAGAUCAGUGCUGACGAACGGCGUAGUGCAGAACUGCGCUGCGAAGAGAUGAUUGCAUUAGGCUCAGUGAAAAAAGAGAAUCCAGAAACUAUUGUGCCAGAGUCUCCUCCUUCAGUGACCGUUGCACAACCCCUCGAUCCUGUCACCCCUGAAAAAAAUGGCCGCACAGCAGCUAAGUUAAAGAUUGCGGACAGCUCCACGCCUAAGGUUGCUUCUAAAGAAAUGAUAGAUUUGACAAGUGAAACGCCCCAGCGUGUUGAUGAAGCCCCUAAAACACUGUCAUUAGACUUGUCAAGUCACAGCACAACACCUACGGGCUCGAAGUCAGACCGACGCUCAGUACGUCGCAGCAUUGUGGGUCGCAAGUCUAUCAGCAUUCGUCCUUCCUUGGCUAACCAAUACUCCCUAUCCAAGAAGCGUGAAACCAUGACUCGAGAAGCUGUUCGGCAAUCCAUUCGUCGCUCAAUCUCGAAAAAGAGAGCUACAGAGAAUUCUGCUUCUAGCUACAAAAGUUACCACAGCUCCGUUGAAUUAGUGGAUGAAGAGGUCACUGUUCAAGUUAGGGCCGAAGCUGCUGAAACUGCAGAACCUGCUGAGGAGGCUCCUACUGCUGAGAGUUCCAGGCCUUCUCUUCGUGUGCGCACUUGUAAAAAAAUUCCUAUUAGCAACCCAGCAGACUCUGAUGAGCCACAGAGGAUGACGACACGACAGUCAUCGACAUCAAAUGGUGAAACCUGUCAAGAGACAACUGAUGAUCAAACAAGAAGGAGGAAGAGUUACAAGCGAGCAGUAGAUGAACUGUCUGAUGAUGACCAGCCAGAUGAUGAGCAAAUACACUCUCCUCCACGGAAGAAGACUCUCUCUCCACCUUGUCCUCCCAGCAAAGUUGUAAAGCCACUUCCUCAUAUGAAAACUUUCCUGCAUACCGUGCAGAAAAAUCAACUGCUGAUGAUGACGCCAGGAUCUAUCAGCAAAACUCUAAUGAUGAAAUCUUUUAUAAAGCGCAAUACGCCCCUGAAGGCAGACCCCAAGUCAGAAGAAAAGGAGCGUCAGCGUUUAGAAACCUUGCGCAAAAAAGAGGAAACUGAACUUCAGCGAAAGCAAAAAAUAGAGGAGGGCAAGAAACGCAAGCAGGAGGAACUAAAACUGAGAAGGGAAGAACGUUUGCGCAAGGUUCUGCAGGCACGUGAGAGAGUGGAGCAAUUGGAAGAAGAGAAAAAGAAGAAAAUAGAACAGAAAUUUGCGCACAUAGAUGAGAAAAGUGAAAAAGUUCGGGAAGACCGUAUGGCUGAAGAAAAGGCCAAAAAGAAAAUCACAGCAAAAAAACAGGAGGAUCUAGAAAGCAGAAGGCGACAGGAAGAGGAAGCACGCAAACUUAAAACAAAACAACUGGAUGAGGAAGAGCGCCGGCACCAGGAGCUCCUCCAAAAGAAGCGAGAGGAGGAAGAGCAAGAGAGGCACAAAAAGCUUGCAGAGGCAAAGAAAUUGGCAGAAAUACGUCAGGGAGAACAAGAACGAGAGAAGCAACGACAGCUGCAGGCUGCAGCUGAAAGAGAGCAAGAGCGUCUUCGAGCAGAACGGGAAAGGGAGCGACUGGAUCGUGAACGGGCUCUUCAGCUACAAAAAGAUCUCGAAAGGGCAGCACUGGAGAGGGAGCAACAGCGCAAGGAGUCUGAAGAACGCAAGAAGAGAGAGCAACAGGAAAGGAUAGAACAGGAGAGGUUACGUAAAGAAAUGGAGGCAAAGAGGCGCCAAGAACUGGAGGCACAGAGGCUACGUGAGGAGCAGGAGAGAAUCGCUAAGGAGCAGACAUUGGCCGCCAACACUCCAGUGCUAAAUGUCACUGUAAACAUGGAGAACUCUCCCUCUUGUGAAUCCUAUGACAUGACGCCUAAAGGAUACAAACCCCACCCACCUAAAUAUAAUCCAGAUGAUUAUGGCAUGGACUUAAACAGUGGUGACUCCACAGAUGAUGACAGCAAGCCUCGCAAGCCUGUCCCAGCUUGGGCAUGUGGAAGCGAGUUUGCUCAAGCAGUGCACCAACAGUACUAUCGCCCCAUAAAUCUCGACAGAACAUUUGGCACAAUUGACAGCCCAAAACUGGAGGACUUGUUUUAUAAGAAAAAGCCCCGCUACUACAAGCGCACUAGCUCUGCAGUAUGGCACUCUCCACCACUAAACAGCAACAGGCAGCAUCUUGCUGUGGGCUACAGUCUAAAGAAAUUCUAAGCAAUAGCACUUCGCAGCCCAUAUCCCAGACUACUGCACGUUGCUCCAUGCCUGUCCUGUUUUAUCUGUAAUAUUUUUAAACUGGUUAUCUUAUAUAUUUGUAUGGUAGGGAUGUCUUGUUAUAAAAAUAAAGAUUCUUUAAAGAUUUAGUUCAUUUUCUGCAUUGUUUAACUGCAGGGUGUUUGAAAUGUUCUUGUGCAUGUAAGGUAAGUUUAGAGAAGAGAUGGUAUGAUUUGAAAGGUAUUGUCUCGGUAGAAAUGUUAUUACUGAGGUAGCUAUUGCAUUGGUGAUUUUAUUUGUGUCAAUGCUUAUGACCAUCUAAAAACAAUUGGCUGGUCCAGUCCAUUGAAGUGCGAGUUUGUGUAAUUCCAUAUUCUGUAUGUGUUUUUUUGUUUUUUUUCUUUUAACUGAAAUAUAUGGAUUAUUGUA